Halteromyces radiatus is the source of this 978-nucleotide messenger RNA. RefSeq lists its product as uncharacterized. Bases 56 to 730 code for a protein of 224 amino acids. NCBI's taxonomy places the organism in Eukaryota, Fungi, Mucoromycota, Mucoromycetes, Mucorales, Cunninghamellaceae. The record is from RefSeq and is a predicted model, not a curated record. The transcript is spliced from 4 exons.
CCUUUCCUAAUAAAAUUUUAAAGAAAUAACUCAAUAAACUACCAUCGCUACAAUUAUGGAUAAUAAUGAUGACUUUAAUUUACUCGAUUUACUUGAACGUAGUUACCACCAAUUCGAUGAUCAAAAUAACAACGAUCCUUCCUCAAUAGGGAUAAAGCAUAAAUAUGCAUCAUCAGUGUCAACACAAUCUACUACUCAAUCUAGACGACCACCAGCACCAAAGAAACGACGUGAACAACAUCAGCAACAACAACAGCAACAACUACAACAACUACAACAACAACAAGAACAACAGCAACAACAUACACCUCUACUCAACGACGAUAACGUAUCGCUUAGUGCUUUUAAUCCUGAUCAUAACCCUGGUGGCUAUGAUAUUCAACCACAAGAACAACCUGAAAAUGCUGGUCUAACUUUUUCUCCAUCUAGUUUCCAAGACUCAGGAGUUUCAUCUCCUGAUGAUAUCAACGAGUGGCUACGACAUGACGAUGAAGAAAAUAUACUGAAACUCAUGACACUUCAACGACAACUAACGGACCUUCAACAAGUAUUAUUGGAAAAGGAACAAGAAUUAGAACUUUAUCGACAAUAUAUGCAUUUCCCUAUUCAAUUUGUCAAGGAACGUGCAAGGCAGACAUACGAUCAAGAAAAAGAAAAAGGAAACGAAAUCGAUAACUUAUCGAUAGACAUCAUUUUGGUAAUCUUAUCAUUAACAAUCGCAAUCAGCUGACAGUAUAAUGAAACUGAUUAUUUAUUUAUGCACCUUGAUGCACCAUAGUCUUCCCUAUUGCGUUCACCAUCAAAACCAACUGAAAAUGUAUCUUUACCUUUUGCCGUCAAGCUUUUUCAGCAAGAAUGGGUCAAGAAAUCUGGAAAGAAAUCAUCUCAUAAUACCAACAACAACAACAACAAAAAAGAAAUCAAGCCAACAGAAAAGCUUGCUCUUCAACAAGUAAACACAGAAAACCAAUCUGAAAG